UGGAAUUAAAAUGUAAAUAUGUGUGGCAGGUAUGUGGAUAUGACAGCAGCCUACACAAUAAACACAGUGUGCUACAGAUUACAUCAUUUAUCAUUUCCAUUUUCUGCUACUUUAUACUUUAAAACCGCCACAUCCGAGAGGGGAACAUUAUACGUAUUAUUCCACCAGUUGUUUACUAACUUAAAUUAGUAGCUACUUUAUGGAUUGAAAAUCAUUAUUACAUAAUUCAAUCAAUAAAUGAUUAUGAGGUUAUAUUAUAUAGGUUAUAUGAGGGAACAUUCACGAGUCAGUAAAAUUAGCCUCAGCUGCAUUUAGAUUCAAGAGUGAAGAUGUUUACUGUCACUCCGGUUGUGAGAAUAAACGAUGUUCCACUGACAGCUGGAUUAUUGUGUUAUUCAUUUAGGAGUCAAAUAACUUUUAAACUGAAGUGAUGUUCACAUUAAUACAACCAGCAAUAACAAUAAGCUACUAAUAUAAUAGUUUUCUAAAUUUGACAGAAUAUUUCUACAGUCACAAUAAACAGUGAAGUUUCUCUUCACCACAGUCAGAAUAUGUUUGUAUCUGUGUUGAUGAGAAGCAGCAGGACUCUCCUGUGUUUCUGUGUUUGUCUCCCUCUGGCGGCGGCUUCAGGUUCAGCAGCUUCACUCACCUGCCCUCACCUGCCCUCACCUGCUCUCCAGGUUUCCUCCUCAUGGUGCAGUAGUGAUAGACGUGUAUUAAAGGAGCAGGACACCUACAUGUUUGCAGUUGAAGGUGUUGGCUCCAGCUGCAGGUCAGGGGGGAUGUGAGAGGAGCAGCUGCAGUGUCAGACACACUGACAGGUGAGCCUAGCUGUCAGCACACCUGAGGCUGUUACGUCACCAGGUGGCUGCUGGGCUCUGAGCCCUCCCUCCUGCCGCCGCUCUCAGCUCAGUAUUUGCAUACUGAGCAGCAGGGCGGGUCUCUGCUCCUCCCAUCAACGACUCCCAUAACCAGACUUUCCUCUCCAGUUCGUCCUGCAGAGGAGGAAGUUGAUCAGGGGCGGUUCUGCUCGCCGCUGCGCACAAACUCUCAGGAAAUCUACCUGCGCCUUCAGAAAACCUCCCGCGGUCGUGUUGGGUUUCUCUCUCGGUUCGUUGGAGGGUCUCAGCUGAUCCACACGUCAACAUGUCGGUCCAUACGAGCCAGAAGACGUCGACGACCUACCGGACCGUCAAAGUGGCGUCUCCGGAGCCGGUGACCAGCACGGUGUUCUCCGCCAGGACGGUGUCCCCGCUGCCGUCCCCGCUGCCGACCGCGGUGCAGUCCACAGUCCAGUCCACGGUGCCGUACGCGGUGAACGGCUACGAGACGGUGCGGUACCUGGUCCCGGUGCAGCAGGCCGUCCAGCAGCAGUCCUACUAUGUCAUGCAGCAGCCGAUGAUCCAGCAGCCGAUGAUGCAGCAGCCCAUGAUGCAGCAGCCCAUGAUGCAGCAGGUGGUGUCCCCGGUGUACCUGCAGAGUGUCCAGGGUCUGCAGCGCCUGAGCGUCAGCAGCCAGGAGUCCGACCUCAUGUACCAGCAGCACAGCAUGAUGGAGUCUCAGAGCGGUCAGUCUCUGUCUUCGGUCUUCAGCCAGUCGUCCAGUCCCGUCAAAAGCCCCGCGCCGAGUGCUGAGGAGGAGGAGGAAGAGAUGGAGGAGCAGGAAGAGGAGGAGGAAACGGUGGAGGUGGAGGAGGUGGAGAUCAUCAACGUCAUCCAGCAGAAGCCGAUCGAGAAGAUCUCCAGGACGGAGGUGAGGACGGAGGUGAGGGACGUCCCGCAGCCGACCAAGAUGGACACGCGUUACUUCGGCGAGCUGCUGGCCGACGUCUACAGGAAGAACUGCGACAUCCACUCCUGCAUCUCCGAGCACGUGUCCAAGAUCCGCGGAAAGAAACACCAGCUGGAUCCGAGCAACGACUACAAGGUGGAGAGAGAGGAGGUGGAGGCUCUGCUUCCUAAAGGAGCCACUGAACUGACCAAACAACAGAUCCGCUACCUGCUGCAGACUCGCCUCACUGCAGAUAAGAGCAUGCGUCUGCUGCUGUCCACCUUCAGCAGCCUGAGAGAGGAGCUGCUCCACAUGUCUGAGGACCUGAGGCGUCUGGAGGCUGAGAAGGAAGCGCUGGAGAGAGAUCUGAGUUUCAAAGCUGACCAGGCGAACCAGUACGACUGUCUGCUGGAGGCCGUCAGAGAAAACAACAGACAGCUGCAGCUGUCUCUGAAGGAAACCAGCACGGCCCAGCGCUCUCUGGAGAGUCAGCUGAUGAGCACCAGAAACACCGACUCAAGUCGCGAGUUCAAGCUCAAAGAGUUGGAGGGAAGGAUGAGAGUGCUGGAGAAGGAGAACGACAUGCUGCGACAGAAGCUGGCGGGCCAGGCCAACAGCUCCAGCCUGCAGAUCAAGACGGAGGAGCUGUCCCGUCAGUACCAGGACCAGCUCAGCUCCAUGAGGAAAGAGAAAGACCUGGAGAUUCAGAGGCUGCGGACCCAGAUAACGACGAUGCAGACGGAGGUCACCACCACCAAGUCGUCGUCAGAGAAAAGUCUCCAGCUCAAGAUCUCCGAGCUGCUCUCCAUGUUGGAGCAGCGACAGACCACCAUCACCCGGCAGGAGGAGGAGAUCAGGCGGCUGCUGCAGGAGAGGAACGACAGCUCCAAGAACGUCACCAAGACCAUCAUCACUAAACGGUACAGGAACCAGUACCCUAUCCUCGGCCUGCUGAGCGACGACUACCAGUGCACCUCGCCUGUCAAAGAAGCCAAGACCAUCGUCAUCGAGAGAACCGGGGAGAUGAUCAAACAGGAAAUCAUUACAAGCCCUUAAAGACACACUGCUUCUCUCCGACAGGAAUGACUGAAUGACAAGAAGAGCCAGACGUCAUCCCCCCUCUCCCCCCUGCUUGCAUGUCCCUCCCCUCCCUCCUCCCCCUCAGGGCUCCCCGGGUUGGUGGUGGUUCAGAUCCCCCCUCUCCCUCCCUAAAUUUGGGAUGAUUGGUUCAAAUUCUGUCUUUGAACAAAUUGAGCUUGUUUGGGGUUUUAUUUUGGCUUUUUAUGAAACAAAUAAUCACAAACCAGAUCUGUUGAGAGUGCUGCAGCCUCUUGGCUGUGCAGUGGAUUAAGGCAGCUGUGUCCAAGCUAUCAUGACAACUGGGAACUGGGCCGGACUGACGCCGAGCGCAGGACAGGGUUCAGAGCUGAGACGGUCCGAACACCAGUCUCACCUUCAGAACUGAAUCCUGCUCGAUUAACUUAAAGUUCAUGGUUGGAAAAAUCUCACUAAAUCUCACAAAGAAUCAAGAAACACAUCGUCUGUGUGCCGUUCUCGCCUGUGAUUGGCUUAACGUCACCUGAGAAAUCAUGAAAUAAAAGUGUAAUCUACUCUAACACUCACUUGUAAAUUCAACACUUACUCUCAGUCUGACUCGUUCAUGAACACUGAACAGGCUCACAGCGCACUCUGCUGUACAGACGGGACGUCAUGAUACAUUGCAUUUCUGUCAUAUACUGCAAACCAGUCACCUGUGAUAUCAACCUGAGUGUUACAACACACAACUGGCUGAACAUGUGGAAAGUCUCUGACCAGGAGAAGAUUUCCACUUUAAAGUUAAAGACCCUGUCAGUAUCACAGGCGGCUGCGUUGUGAUAUAUUGCUGUAUCAGUUCUCUGUCCCGUCUCUACCUGGCAGGUGUGCAGAUAAACGGUCAGGUGGAUCGAGCUCCACGUGACGUCGUCUUCCCUCAAAUCAGACGCAUGAAUCUCCGAGGAGACAAAGUGAAGCUGAUUCAGAUCCAAACUGCAAACUUAGUCUGAGUGUUUAAGACACACCACCAGUUUUCAGAGGCAGUUUUCUUCUCUGUGCUGAAGUUUCAGUGAGAGUAUCAAACAGUUCGUAAUGAGUUGAUGUGGCGCGGUGCUGCAGCUGGAAGUGUAGGAGUGUCAUGAUUUGACUUUCAAUUUAAAGAAAUGAUUUGAUGAUUUGAUUGUGUGUUCAUGUAGCGUCAGAAUAAUCAGCAAGAAGUUGUUCUGACAGGUGAAAUUCACAUGAUGCAUUCUAAAGUUGUAGGAAAUUACAGUACAUGAGAUGUCGAGGUGGUGGAUGACAGGAAACAUUGACUUGAUGAUAAUUUGCAUAUUUCUGAAAUAUUUUUCACGGCUCACGUUUCAUCGUCACACAAAUACUUGAAACAGCUGUGAGCAUGUUUUUUAAAUGUCGCUCACACAUUCUGAAGUGAACGACUUCUCAGAAAGUGCCUGAACGCAGCAUUAGGGUUAAAUUUAAUAUUAAAGUUGAAAUAAUUUAUUCAGAAUGUAGAGACGAUAUUUCACCAGUAAAUCUGGAAGAGUUAAAAACAGAAAGUGACCAGAUGAAUCAGAGUCGUACGGUGACGCUGACUCCAUCCCACGAAUCAUUACACAAGUUAAAGAUGACGGAUGUGAGCAGCUCAUCAGCAGAUGUUAGUUAUUAUCUGAUCAACGUUGUGGUCAGAGGACAGUCGAGAGUCACUGCAGGGAAGACGACGAGCUCACGUGGAACCGAACGCCUCUGAAGUUAUCACAGAGCGCCGCCUCAGCUUCCAGUUGUCACGUGUAGACGAACCUGGUGCCAUCGAACAUUUAACCUCCAGAGAGCCACCACAGCCAGCGUAGCCCCGGGGACGAGGACGUGGAUUCUGAUCGCUACUCUGCAUGUAAAUACGUAUAAAUAUAAAUCCAUAUUUGUAAUCUGGGCAUGCUCAGUGAAUGUGUGACCGUCCUGUGACACAGUUCAGACGAACAUUUGAAAAAUGUUCUAAAGGGGAGUUUUUUUUGUCUUGCUUUGCUUUUGUUUUGGUAGAUUUUAUGUGUUAUGGUCUUUUAUUUUGUUAGUCUCAGAGGUGCACGGGGACUUCCUGUUCACAUGUUUGUACUGGACCGUGGGAUGUCUCACAUCCAUGAGAGGAACUUGAGUCUCACUCUGGGUGUGAUGCAUUGUGGGUGUGAUGCAUUGUGGGUGGGCGGGUGGGGUUGAGGGUGGAUGUCUGGAUGUUUGGACCUGGAGCAUGAUGUUGUGGGUUUUAUGAUGGUGGAAGAGAUUUUAAAGCACGAUGAUAAUAAUAAUAAUUAAUAAUAACAUGGAAACAGUUUCUUGAGUUUUCUCUGUUCAAGUGUUUUAUUUUAAAGCUUCAUGUCGACGGCUUCGUGUCCGCUGGGUGCUCGUCUCUAACGACCUGCAGGCUGAUGAAUGUUCAGAGUAGAAAGUUUCCAGCUGCCUCUUUAUUUAUUGUUGCUCUCUGACACUUUCACCUUCCUGAGUUAUCACAGAUAUUGUAGUACAGAUGUUGAGUCAGCUGGAUAUAAACUCACACAACGUUUUUAAACUUCAAACAGAUUUCUUUCCUUGUUUUAAAACUCUGCAGCUCCGACAUGAAUCCCUCCUGCAGACCAAGAGACGGAUGUGUAUGCACAAAAACACAUGCGAGCUGAUCUUUCUAACUGGAGAGUGUGAAUGUUUCCGACAUGUUGGUUUCUGAGAGAAAACUGCAGGUGAAAUGAUUCGGAGGACGGAACUUUAGUUUGUUGAGGAUGUCGAUGGUAGUUAAAGUUCAGCAAUCAGUAAAAUAACUCAGUGGUGCGUUUGUUAUCUUAAUUUUAAAUUAUUUAUGAGUGAUGAAUUUCAUCAUCCUGUUAAUGAUAUUUGUAUUUGAUCCUGAACUGUGACCCAGUCUGUAAAGAGUUUCAGCUCCGUAGACGAGUCACUGAUCAGCUUUCAGAUUAUUGAGCUCUCACAGCGACGAUGUGUUCUCUACAUCCACAGCAGUUUGUAACGACAGCAGCUGAUCUGUACGCUUCUCAUUUUCAGGUCUGAUGAAUGUUUGAGAUGUUUCAGGGAGUUUUUUUUUUUUUUGCAUCCAUUCUUGGAUAAAUGAGGGAGUGCAGAUGUUUCCACGAUGAUGAUGAUGGAGAUCUAAAAGGAAGGAUUCAUGCGCACACAGAUUAUCCAUCUGACAGCAAGAAAGCUCAUUUCUGUCUUUGUGCAUACACACUGUUUGUUUUAUCUGUGAGUUUUAUGUCUCUGGCUCUUCAUAUUAGUCAGCAUGGUGAAGACAGAGAAGUGAGACUUUUGAGAAUAUUCUAUUUUUUUAUCGCGUUGAUUUUGACAUUAAACACAUUCAUAUGAUUCAUCAAAACGUGAAAUUUCAGUUGUAUGUACACUUUGAACACCAAGCUUGACUCAUGUUCUGGGUCGUGGCUGCAGCUAAAGGAUGUAUUUGGUACAUCGAGAUUUUAUUCUGUAUCAAGUUCUGAUUCCUCUUUAACAUCCUCCGGGUCCGUCUGCAGAUUUGGACCGGCCCAUUUUAUGUGUGACGGCUCCACAAUCCUGAAGAUUUUAAAUAUUCAGUCAUGUGACCUGUUUCUGUUGUCUAAUCAUAAUUUAAAGUCAUGCUGCAAUACAUGGACACCUUUGCUAAUGCUAAUGCUAAUGCACUGCUACAUAAUCAGAGGAAGCUGCUGGAGCUCAUCGGCUCAGUGCUGCAGAGAAUCAAACAUUAUGGUGUAAACUCUGGCAGGAUUGUACUGCUGGACGAGGAGAGGAUGAGAUUAAGUUUCCUUCAUUUUACAGAGAAAUUGUUUUAAAAUGUUUGAGUGACAGUCUGAGAGAAGAGAGCAGCCCAGUGGACACGGAGCCGAGGUUCUGAUCCAAGUAGAAAUAUGUCGACUGUGACGGACCUCAAGUGCCUCAUUGUGUUAUUAGUGUGAUAGCAAGCUGGUGUUGGACCGCCAUCACUGUUCUGUUCAGCUUCAGUUCACAGCAGCUUGUUGUCAGUAAUGACCUGUGAGGAGAGCCGGUCCUGCCCGUCUUUGCCAGCAGAGAAUUAACUGUAUGCUGUAGCUGAAUUAACUGGUUGUAGUUGAUCUGCAGAUAAAGAGUCUGAAUUUGUUUUCUCGUAUGCAAACUGUUUUUCUCUGUUUUCAGCUCCGGCAGGAUUCGGGCUGCUGGCUUCAGCGCCUCGGCCCGGUCCGAUAACAAAUGUUUCCGCUGUGAUAGAUUUGAUUAAAAUCACUUCUGUGUCUUUACAAAA
Acanthopagrus latus (yellowfin seabream) is the source of this 7063-nucleotide messenger RNA. It is a transcript of the gene pof1b, whose product is annotated as POF1B actin binding protein. The transcript has 13 exons. Gene Ontology annotation, molecular function: actin filament binding. Gene Ontology annotation, cellular component: bicellular tight junction; actin filament; adherens junction. The record is from RefSeq and is a predicted model, not a curated record. Gene Ontology annotation, biological process: actin filament organization; epithelial cell morphogenesis; bicellular tight junction assembly. Bases 1147 to 2826 code for a protein of 559 amino acids. NCBI's taxonomy places the organism in Eukaryota, Metazoa, Chordata, Actinopteri, Spariformes, Sparidae.